GACGGGUCACAGAACCUCUGGGCGCGGGGGAUGACGUCACAUCGGCGACGGGGCUUCGGUUGAAAACUGGCCGUCCCUGCUGACUUGAAGACCGCGUUGCUGGGACGGCGCUACGAUGACCAUUUGCCAGUUUUUCCUUCAAGGCCGGUGCCGCUUCGGAGACCGCUGCUGGAACGAGCACCCUGGCACCCGGGGCGCGGGCGUGGCCCGGCAGCCGCCACCACAGCAGCAGCCGCCGCCGCCCUCAGGAAGCAACAGGCGCGGGUGGAAUGCCACCAGCCAGAGGUACUCCAGCCUCAUCCAGCCAUCCAGCUUCUCCAAGUCUACACCAUGGGGUGGCAGCAGAGAUCAAGACAAACCAGUAUUCGGCUCCUUUGACUCUGGCGCUUCCACCAGCCGAGGCUUUGGGUCAUCUCAAAACCCUUUUGCGUCACCUGUCUCUGAUGAGCAGAAGGAUGAAAAGAAACUUCUGGAAGGAAUUGUUAAAGAUGUAGAGAUUUGGGAAUCAUCAGGGCAGUGGAUGUUUUCUGUUUACUCACCAGUGAAAAAGAAACCUAACAUCUCAGGUUUCACAGACAUUUCACCAGAAGAGUUGAGGCUUGAAUACCAUAACUUCUUAACCAGCAAUAACUUACAGAGCUAUCUAAAUUCUGUUCAACAGCUAGUAAGUCAAUGGAGGAAUAGGAUAAAUGAACUGAAAAAUCUAAAUAUGUCAACCAAAGGAACUCUGCUCUCUGAUGUAAAGGAUGGAGCCACUCAAGCAGCGCCUGCAUUUGGAUUUGGAAGCAAGCAAGCAGGGACAUUUGCGUCAUCAGGUUUCCCAGUGGAUAACAGUAGCAGCAAUAGUGUUCAGAACUUUAGUUUUAAAACAAGCUCUGGAUUUGCCACUGCCCCUUCUGGAAGCGCGCCCGUGUUUGGAAAUCACCCAGCCUUUGGGACCGGGCCCUCUGCUGGUUCUGCCAUCACUUCCUCUGCUCCAGCCUUUGGAUUUGGGAAACCUGAAGCCACGUCUGCUGCUUCGUUUUCGUUCAAGAGCCCUGACACUUCUAGUUUUGGAUCACCUGGGUUUUCAGGGUUUCCAUCUUCCUUGGCAGUGAGUCCUUUCGGCCCUGCAAUGGCCCCUGCCUUCGGAAGUGGCGGAUCUGUGGCUGGUUUUGGUAGUCCUGGCUCACAGUCUCAGACUGUAUUUGCCAAACCUUCUAAUGACACGUUUGGAGGUAGCAGCCUAUCAUCCUCCCUCCCGGUCUCUGCCACAAACAAUGUACUGUUCACCCCCAGGGAUCAGCUGACAAAAGAGGAGCUGGAACAGUUUCAGUCCCAGAGAUUUACUCUGGGGAAAAUCCCACUGAAGCCACCACCCGUGGAGCUUCUGACUAUAUAAAGGGCGGUGUCCAAUCCGGAACGACUUACCCAGGCAUGUGGCGUAUGCCAGUAGUUUGGGAGGUUGAGAGAAGGGAUGCCGUUGAGAGAAGGGCCAGCUUGGACUGCACAGAGUAUGGAUCAGCCAGGUCUGUGUGAGACCCUCAAAGAAAAGAUCUAAAUGGUUUUUCAAGGAAUGUUUUCGCAGUGCUUGGGAUUACUGGACCCUCACACAUGCAGGCAGGUUCUACCUAAGCCACACUCCAUCCCGAAAUACGGCUUUCAAGAUUGUCUUGAAUGAUAUAAUAAUACAACCCUCCCUGACCUGCCUUUCCCAAGCA
Peromyscus eremicus (cactus mouse) is the source of this 1700-nucleotide messenger RNA. It is a transcript of the gene Nup42, whose product is annotated as nucleoporin 42. Gene Ontology annotation, cellular component: nuclear envelope. NCBI's taxonomy places the organism in Eukaryota, Metazoa, Chordata, Mammalia, Rodentia, Cricetidae. The transcript has 7 exons. Gene Ontology annotation, molecular function: nuclear export signal receptor activity; metal ion binding. The record is from RefSeq and is a predicted model, not a curated record. The coding region runs from base 116 to 1381 and encodes 421 amino acids.